Anguilla rostrata (American eel) is the source of this 2393-nucleotide messenger RNA. Its product is annotated as ankyrin repeat domain-containing protein 9-like. Gene Ontology annotation, molecular function: protein binding. The record is from RefSeq and is a predicted model, not a curated record. Gene Ontology annotation, biological process: positive regulation of protein catabolic process; protein ubiquitination. The transcript has a single exon. The coding region runs from base 515 to 1387 and encodes 290 amino acids. NCBI's taxonomy places the organism in Eukaryota, Metazoa, Chordata, Actinopteri, Anguilliformes, Anguillidae.
GGCAGCACAGGUACGAGAUUCAGAGCGACAGAAAAGUUACAUUUACGUUGCAUAUAAAGUAAGAAAACAAUAUGGCGUGCAUUUGCUAACAUCGUUGUCACGGCUGGACAAAAAUAUCGUUCUGUGACUGAUUUUAAAAACUUAGUAAUUCGACCAUGACGCAAUAGCAACAAUGAAAUACGGACUUGUUACCAUGUAAAUGUCCUGACUUACAGCCGAUACGCCUGUCGUCACUGUUCAGUGUGCAGGGAUCAGAGAAUGCACGCGACGCUUGAUACAGGUGGACACAUUCCAAACAGCAGGCAACUUAAUGCGGACGUCAUUUUCUUAGGAAAAAAAAGUCACAGCAAAGGAAACGAAACCUAAAGCGAUCAACUGGCUAUUGUUCGGUUAUGUAUAAAACCGAGGUUUCUUCAUCCACUCAGUGAGUAAGCAACAUGGAUCAAGAUCUCCCGCUGUUUGCAUUAUAAAUGCUAACGAGUUGUAGCCUACGAGCAAGUUGACAAGCCACUCAAUGGACAUCAAAUCCAAGCAGCACAGAUGUCUUCCCUAUGUUUACUACCAAGCCAUACGGGAUCUCCAGCCUGUAUGGGAACUAGAGGACAUGAGGACAAUGGAGACGUUUUACUGGGACACACAGAGACGGAGAACUUUUACUCCCUCGGAAGCCAUGAUUUACGCCAUCGUGCACGACCACCAAGCCUACGCACAAUACCUGCUGAGUCACUACUCGGAGAGCGCACUGGCAGUACCAAGUCAAUACUUUUGCCACAUCGAGGAUUCGGUUCCACACUUCAUCAUGGCUGUCCGUUACAACAGGAGGGAAAUUCUGAAAUUCAUGCUGCAGAUGACGCAUCAGGUGCCCAGUCUCCGAGCGAAUUUAGGAGGAAGGUUCAACUUAGAAGACGGCAAGACUCCUCUGCACCUGGCGUGCGAACUUCUACACUUAGACGCUAUUAUUCUGUUACUGGGUAACGGCGUGCCACCGCAAGCCGAGGACCAAAAUGGAAUGACACCCCUGGACGUGAUUCUGUCGCAGCUUCGGGAAACCAAAGUCAACAUGGGAAAGAAGAGGCGAUGCUUAGAUAGCUUGCUUAUGUUCAUUCCCGAGUUAAGAUUUAAAAUGAAGGGCUCCCUCGAAGAAGACCGUGAGUACUGGACACAGGUCGUUGGAGAGGACACACUUCGCUACCUCGUUGGAAGGACCCCAGCCCCACUGUUACUUAUCACUAUGCAAAAAGUGCUUCGUCUCCUACCCUCGGAGAAGUUUCUGGAGAGCCUGCACCAGCUUCCCAUUCCGACGUCACUGAAGUCGCUCAGUGUGCCCACCUCGCACAGCGCAAAAAAAGUGUUUACCACAUGCACGUUUAAAUCAACAAUAUGUUGAGGAAAUCUAAGACAGCAUUACAAAUGUAAACAGUAAUUGUAUGAAGAAAGCAUGUUGUUGAUAUACGGUUAAAAACAAGUGAUAACUGCAGUUUAAAUGGAACUUGUUUAGAAUGAAUGUGUUACGGGCACAGCAAGUUAGGAGGGAAACGAGGGAAGUGUGUCGUGUUUUAAGAUUACUCUGAGAUUUAAGUAUUUGUUUGGUAUUGACUAGUAAUUUAUGAAUGUUAUAAAAAAAUGAAAACUUAGCGGGACAAUAUCGUGUGUUCAUUUAAAAAAAACAUACACAGCUGAAGAUACCAUAAAUAAACACAUUUGCUCAAGGGGGUGAAUGGCAUUAAUACAAAUAAUAUACCAAGAAAAUGUUGGUGUUAUUUGCAGUUUUACAUAUUUUCGCACGAGUGUCAGGGGAUGGACUACGUAACAGUAAGUACGCUAUGUAAAGACCUGGCACAUUCAUUCAUAAAGCAGCUGCUGACUCAAAUUAACCCGUCCCUGCUUUCUUGAAUUACUUUUCGCAGUACAUUAUGUUGAUUUGGAAACGGGACGGCCGUUGGAUACACAGAUCUGUAGGCUCCCCUGCUUUAUCCUCGUUCGCGUGCGCUCGCCCUCGUGCGGGAUUUGUGUUCGCGCGACUUGUUUUAGUUGUCCCUUCGGCGGUGCCAACAGACAGUACUCGCGGUAACAAGUCAAACCAAUUGGAAAGCUGUCUGCACCACAUGCUAAUGCAACACCAGAAUGUACCGUUUUCUACUGAAAGUACAGAGAGGCAAGAAAAGCGGGUUUUAAUGCAAAUCCCUAGGGUCGAUAACCACGGAUACAUCCGUUACAGCACAAAAAGCAGGUUUUGUAUUUCAGUGGACAACUUAAAGUAUUGAGAAUCCAUUCUUUAUUACAGGUGACUUUCACAACCCUAAAAAUGUUUCUUAAAAUUGCAGCUUAAUUACAGAGUAGGGAGCAGUUUACCGAAUGUCAGUUUGGUGUCAUUCUUGUGACAAUACACCUAU